Messenger RNA from Apodemus sylvaticus (European woodmouse), 1991 nucleotides. RefSeq names its product dehydrodolichyl diphosphate synthase subunit (gene Dhdds). Gene Ontology annotation, biological process: polyprenol biosynthetic process. Gene Ontology annotation, cellular component: endoplasmic reticulum; dehydrodolichyl diphosphate synthase complex. Bases 233 to 1234 code for a protein of 333 amino acids. Lineage: Eukaryota; Metazoa; Chordata; Mammalia; Rodentia; Muridae. The transcript has 9 exons. Gene Ontology annotation, molecular function: ditrans,polycis-polyprenyl diphosphate synthase [(2E,6E)-farnesyl diphosphate specific] activity. The record is from RefSeq and is a predicted model, not a curated record.
GACCCAGAGGAGGGGGAAGCUGGAUGUGGAGUUAGCCGCGGGAGGCACUAAAGUCCAGCCGGGAAAGUGGCCAUCGAGGUCACAAGUGCGACGGCCAAGGACGGUAGCGAUUGGUUAGCCCAAAGUGAGAAAUGGAUUGCGGGACAAUAGAGAAGGAAGUUGCGGGGAUUGACCAAGAUGGUUAUCUGGCUGUCUUUUUUGUUCUUGUGUGAUUUCUGACAUAGCAAGAACUAUGUCAUGGAUCAAAGAAGGAGAGCUGUCACUUUGGGAACGGUUCUGUGCCAACAUCAUAAAGGUUGGCCCAGUACCCAAACAUGUCGCAUUCAUAAUGGAUGGCAACCGUCGCUAUGCCAAGAAGUGCCAGGUGGAGCGGCAGGAGGGCCACGCUCAGGGCUUCAAUAAGCUUGCUGAGACUCUGCGCUGGUGUUUGAACCUGGGCAUCCUAGAAGUGACUGUCUAUGCAUUCAGCAUCGAGAACUUCAAACGUUCCAAGAGUGAGGUUGACGGACUCCUGGAUCUAGCCCGCCAGAAGUUCACCUGCUUGAUGGAAGAACAGGAGAAGCUGCAGAGGCAUGGGGUGUGCAUCCGUGUCUUGGGUGAUCUGCAUCUGCUGCCCUUGGACCUCCAGAAGAAGAUUGCACAGGCUGUCCAGGCUACUAAGAACUACAGCAAGUGUUUCCUCAAUGUCUGCUUUGCAUACACAUCACGUCACGAGAUCACCAAUGCUGUGAGAGAGAUGGCCUGGGGCGUGGAACAAGGUCUGCUGGAACCCAGUGAUGUCUCCGAGUCUCUGCUUGACAAGUGCCUCUAUAGCAACCACUCUCCUCAUCCCGACAUCCUGAUCCGGACUUCUGGGGAAGUGCGGCUGAGUGACUUCUUGCUCUGGCAGACUUCCCAUUCCUGCCUCGUGUUCCAGCCUGUCCUGUGGCCAGAGUACACGUUCUGGAACCUGUGUGAGGCAAUCCUGCAGUUUCAGAUGAACUAUAGCGCACUUCAGAAGGCCCGAGACAUGUACGCUGAGGAGCGGAAGAGGCGCCAGCUGGAGAGGGACCAGGCUGCAGUGACAGAGCAGCUGCUUCGAGAGGGGCUCCAGGCCAGUGGCGAUGCCCAACUCCGACGGACACGCUUGCACAAACUCUCCGCCAAACGGGAAGAACGGGUCCAAAGCUUCCUGCAGGCCUUGGAACUUAAACGGGCUGACUGGCUGGCACUUUGGGGCACAGCAUAUGCCUAAGUGAGGCUGGCGACCAGCCACCUUGCCUGCCCUCUGCCUCCUGGGCCCUGACUUUGUCCUUUUCCUUUUCUUUUCUUUGGGAAAGACACCUACCAGUGGGGCAUGGUGGCGCACGGCUGUAAUCCCAGCACACUGGGAGGCAGAGGCAGGCAGAUUUCCGAGUUAGAGGCCAGCCUGGUCUACAGAGUGAGUUCUGGGACAGCCAGGGCUACACAGAGAAACCCUGUCUCGGAAAAAGAAAAAAAAAAAAAUCCAAAAAACCAACAACAACAAAAAAAGACACCUCCCAGCUUUUGAUGAAUUGGGGCUCCCUCUGUUUUGCAGGGAACCCCAAAGGCAAGUUCUGCUGCCUAUAGAUUCCUUUGGGCUACCUUGACAGUUACUCUUAAAGUUUGAGGUAGAAUCAUGUGUACGCUAAAUCCAAGUCCAGCCACUAACACAUUUUGGGAACAGGAGACCCUAACUCAUUAGCUCUAUGCCCUGUCCCUGUUUUUGGAUGCGUGUCUUUUUCCACCAGCAUAUCCUUCAAUGUGCAGAAGAGAAAAACCUAGGCCUUUACCCGCCUGCCUAAGCCCUCCCCAUGUGACUUCCACAAAAGAUUUGGAUCUACUGGUAAAUUUAACUGAUAGGCAGCCAACAUUAUUGGGCAGGGAAGAAAGGGGUGGGGAGGCCAGGAAGAAAUUCUGCCCAUCUGCUGCCCCUCCCUUGGCUUCCCACCUGGGGUUUGCUAUUAAAUCUCCACCCCCUCCCACCACCA